This is a messenger RNA of Aureococcus anophagefferens, 432 nucleotides long. RefSeq lists its product as hypothetical. The record is from RefSeq and is a predicted model, not a curated record. Gene Ontology annotation, molecular function: fatty acid synthase activity; 3-oxoacyl-[acyl-carrier-protein] synthase activity. NCBI's taxonomy places the organism in Eukaryota, Pelagophyceae, Pelagomonadales, Pelagomonadaceae. The annotation marks the transcript as partial. Gene Ontology annotation, biological process: fatty acid biosynthetic process. The transcript has a single exon.
UUGACAUCGAGUGAUGUGGGAGUGUUCGUGGGUAUCGAAGUAAGUGGGCUUCGCGGCGGCAGUGAAGCGAUGAUGAGUGUCUUUUCUACGAGCGGAGGUGCGCUUUCAAUCGCAUCAGGGCGGCUAUCAUACACACUGGGUCUGGUGGGACCAUGCUACUCACUUGAUACGGCCUGUUCAUCCGCCCUUGCUGCGUUGCAUAUUUGCUCCUCGGCUGUGAACGGCGGCGAAGAGUGUCAAGACGGAGUUGGGAUUGGAACCAAGAUUCUCAGUGAGGCUGUGAAUAUUGCAACGUCCGUUGCUGGAAUGACCUCGUCGCGUGGACGAUGCCACACGUUUGAUCAGCGUGCCAAUGGGUACUGUCGUGGUGAGGGAUGUGGAGCUUUCGUUCUGUGUUCGUCCGCUGAAGAUGAGAGUGAAGCCACGCUCUGA